Molecule: messenger RNA, 679 nt
Organism: Cajanus cajan (pigeon pea)
Lineage: Eukaryota; Viridiplantae; Streptophyta; Magnoliopsida; Fabales; Fabaceae
Source: RefSeq, a predicted model, not a curated record
UUAAGGUAGUAGUACCGUGCGUUAUAAAACGAAAAACCUCUUGGGAAGAAAAGAGAGUGAGUGAGCCCUGCCGCACCCCAUGAAUCCUCUACUUCCGCUCUCGGGAUUCGCGAAUUAAAUAUAAUUUUUUAUUUCUCCCUUACUCUUACUUCACCCACUCACACUCUCAUCUUCCGAUUCAUUCACUUCCCAACUUUGCCAUCACCUCAUCUUCCCAUUCAUGCUUAUGACAAAAUUAGAAUCUCGAUAAACCAUUUCCAAUUCCUCUUUCCGAUUUCGUUACAGUGCCAAGAUGCAAGGGUUUACGGCAACAACCACUGAUUUGGCUGAGCUUCAGUCCACCAUGCGAGCCAUCGAGCACGCUUGCACUUCCAUUCAGAUGCAUUUAAAUCCAGGAGCUUCUGAGGCAGUUAUAUUGUCAUUAGGCCAGUCUUCUCAGCCAUAUAAGACUUGCCAAUUCAUUCUUGAAAAUUCCCUGGUCGCAACUGCAAGGUUUCAAGCAGCAGCAGCAAUCCGAGAAGCAGCUAUUAGAGAAUGGGGUUGUCUUAGUGCUGAUGACAAGAGAGGCUUGAUAAGUUUUUGUCUAUGCUAUGUCAUGCAACAUGCUAGUUCUCCUGAUGGCUUUGUCCAAGCGAAGGUUUCCUCCGUGGCUGCUCAGUUGAUGAAAAGGGGUUGGUAA